Messenger RNA from Xyrauchen texanus (razorback sucker), 1123 nucleotides. RefSeq names its product GTP cyclohydrolase 1-like. Gene Ontology annotation, biological process: tetrahydrofolate biosynthetic process; tetrahydrobiopterin biosynthetic process. The transcript is spliced from 6 exons. Gene Ontology annotation, cellular component: cytoplasm. NCBI's taxonomy places the organism in Eukaryota, Metazoa, Chordata, Actinopteri, Cypriniformes, Catostomidae. The record is from RefSeq and is a predicted model, not a curated record. Bases 186 to 908 code for a protein of 240 amino acids. Gene Ontology annotation, molecular function: zinc ion binding; GTP cyclohydrolase I activity; GTP binding.
ACUCAGGCAAGAGAGUAGCACAAACUGAACCUGAACGCGAAACUCCAAAGAUAUCAACGGGUUGCCAUCCUGAGAGAAAAUACUUCUGGUUGUAUUCAAGAAAUACUUUAUUUUAGAUUAUUCGGUCUAGAAAAGACUAUAAAAAUACGUUAUUCUCUAUUAAAUAGGCAAUUAACGCACUUUCAAUGGAAUACCAAAAUGCUGCAGAAUUAAACGGUUUGUGCAAUGGCAAAAUUGUCACAGAAUAUCUCUGCCGAAACGGCUUUAGCGAGCUGUCACUGGAUGCGAAGAAAGUUGCUAUCCAGCACAAAAACGAGACAUCCUGGAAAGAGGCGGAGGAUGAGUCGCGGUUACCUGCGCUGAAGGCGGCGUACACAACCAUACUGCGAGGACUCGGAGAAAACACUGACCGACAGGGGCUCCUCAAAACCCCACUCCGUGCUGCUAAGGCCAUGCAGUUCCUGACCAAAGGGUACCAUGAAACAAUCUACGAUAUCCUUAAUGAUGCCAUCUUUGAUGAGGACCACGAGGAGCUGGUUAUUGUGAAAGAUAUCGACAUGUUUUCUCUUUGUGAACAUCACCUAGUACCAUUUUUUGGCAAGGUUCACAUAGGAUAUCUGCCCAGUAAAAAGGUUGUUGGCCUCAGUAAGCUUGCAAGGAUUGUUGAAAUCUACAGUCGGAGGCUUCAAGUUCAAGAGCGUCUAACGAAGCAAAUUGCAAUGGCAAUCUCUGAGGCUUUGCAGCCUGUUGGUGUAGCAGUUGUCAUUGAGGCAGCUCACAUGUGCAUGGUUAUGCGUGGAGUGCAGAAGAUGAACAGCCGUACAGUGACCAGUGCCAUGCUGGGUGUGUUCAGGGAGGACCCAAAGGCUCGGGAGGAGUUCCUGGCCCUGGCCAAAAGUGCAAAGUAAUCCACACUUCCGUGCUGCAACUCUGUGUGUUUAAAGUGAAACAGGUCAACGAUCCUCAACAAGAUGUUAUAAGAGUACCUGAGGCAAUGUUAAUUUUGUUCGAGUAUAUUAAAAUGCUUAAGCAUAGGCUUAUCAUGAUUGUUAAUAGAAGAAACAAUGAUAACAGAUAAUAAUUGUUAACUUACUAAAAAUUAGAAUAUUAAACAUGCCAGUUA